This is a messenger RNA of Galendromus occidentalis (western predatory mite), 999 nucleotides long. Its product is annotated as general transcription factor II-I repeat domain-containing protein 2-like. NCBI's taxonomy places the organism in Eukaryota, Metazoa, Arthropoda, Arachnida, Mesostigmata, Phytoseiidae. The record is from RefSeq and is a predicted model, not a curated record. The transcript has a single exon.
AUGAACGGAGAUAAACUCACGUGUCUUGUGUGUCACGCGGUGAUCGCAGUUCUCAAAGAGUACAAUGCAAAGCGUCAUUAUGAAACUACCCACCAAUCGCUGAUGGCCCUGGAGGGCAAACUCAGGGAUGAGAAGAUAGAGAAACUCAAGAACUCGUCGAAGAGACAGCAACAGUACUUCGCCGAGGCGAGGAACGAUAUCGAAGAUGCAGUGGAAGCAAGUUUCGUUAUAUCACAGUUGAUAGCGAAGCAUUCGAAAGCAUUCUCGGAUGGGUAACUCAUUAAGGACUGCCUUCUAUCAGCAUGAUCCAUCAUAUGUCCCGAUCAGAUGCAAAAAUUCCGGAAUAUAUGCUUGUCAAGAAACACCGUCGCUGAUCGAAUCACAGAAAUCGGGGACGACUUGAUCUCCGUUCUUAGAGAUCAAUGCGGGAAAUUCGAGGCUUUCUCACUAGCUAUCGACGAAUCGAACGACAUUUGUGACACUGCGCAGCUUGCGAUCUUCGUUCGCGGAGUGAAAGCAGAUCUGACCGUCGUGGAAGAGCUCCUCGAUGUGGUUCCGACGGACGGCAGAACGGAUUCAGCUGCGAUAUUCGAUCAGUUGAUACGCUCAAUCGAACAUUUUUCCCUGCCGCUCAGCAAGUUAUCUGCCUUCGCUUCAGAUGGCGCUCCGGCGAUGGUUGGUAGGCAGAACGGCGUCGCAGUGCGCUUGUGGGAACAUAUCAGAAGCAAACACGAGAACCGUGAUCGUUUCAUCCAAAUACAUUGUAUUAUACACCAAGAAUCGCUUUGCACCAAGGUCAUCAAGAUGCACCACGUCCUGGGAAUCGUCGUGAAGAUCAUAAAUUUCAUUAAAGCUCGUGGAUUGAACCACCGCGAAUUCCGCAAACUCCUCGGAGAAGAUGGAGCAAAUCGGAAGGAGCUGCUGUACCACACGAAAGUUCGAUGGCUUAGCUGCGGCCAGAGCCUUGGGCGUUUUCACGAGCGGCUGGAUGACAACUGA